Eublepharis macularius is the source of this 423-nucleotide messenger RNA. It is a transcript of the gene QRFP, whose product is annotated as pyroglutamylated RFamide peptide. The coding region runs from base 1 to 423 and encodes 140 amino acids. NCBI's taxonomy places the organism in Eukaryota, Metazoa, Chordata, Lepidosauria, Squamata, Eublepharidae. Gene Ontology annotation, molecular function: orexigenic neuropeptide QRFP receptor binding. The record is from RefSeq and is a predicted model, not a curated record. The transcript has a single exon.
AUGAAAACUUCCUGUUCCUUCUCCUGCCUUCUCCUGCUGAGCUUUGGUGCCUGCUUCCCUCCAGAUGAUGGUCAGACAUCCUGGAGAUACCCUAGAAAAGAGUUUGUGGCAACAGAAGAGCAGCCUGGUCCCUGGGUCAUUGACACCCCAAAGUGGAGGCGUUCGGCGGAAGACCUCCGUUCCCUCUUCAGCAUAGCUAAGGAGCUCCAAGGCUUUGGGAAGGAGAGAGCUGGCAUCCAGUUCCGAUUUGGGAGGGACCGAGACGGCAAGGAAGAUGAGAAUGAAGUCAUUAAUUACCUUCCAGAAGAAGACAGCAUGAAACGGGAGGACGCCUUAGGGAGCCUUGCAGAGGAGUUGAAUGGCUAUAACCGAAAGAAAGGCGGGUUCAGCUUCCGCUUUGGGAGGAGGGUUGCACGGUUCUGA